AAAAAAAACUUCCAAUUGGUAUCUCCUCCUCCCCCUCCUCUAUGCCUGCCUCCUCUAUGCCUGCCUCCUCCAUGCGUGCCUCCUCCAUGCCUGCCUGCUCCAUGCUGGCUUGCUCCCUCUGUCCAUCCAUCCCAUCCAACUUGAAAACCUAUCCAACAAUAUAUCCCCGCUCUCCCCCCAACAGCGACCGACCGACUUCUGGGGUGGUCGCCCCGGAAUAAUAUGGAUGGCUAGCUGGGUAUAAAUAUAUGUUAAUGCAACUCCCGACACAGGAAUC
Molecule: messenger RNA, 277 nt
Organism: Neurospora tetrasperma FGSC 2508
Lineage: Eukaryota; Fungi; Ascomycota; Sordariomycetes; Sordariales; Sordariaceae
Exons: 1
Coding region: 42-221 (59 amino acids)
Source: RefSeq, a predicted model, not a curated record